CGGGUUCGCGUCUCAGCUGAAUAAUACACGUCGUGGGCGUCGUGGCCCCCGGCCACCCCGGGUUCCCCGACGACCCUCAGUGGCUCAGUAUCAUGCGCAUAGGGGUGGAACGAGCCUCGCCGCGGGUACGCGAGAGUCCGUUUCCGUUAUAUCGUGGUCAAUAUUUCAGUCACGGCCCGAGCACGGGGGGAUCGAUAAUGUGCUCGCGUGUGAGAGGCACGGCGUAAAAUAGAAAUUAUGAAUGGCAGAAAUAGGCGCGGCAGCGAUGCGGCCGCUCCGUUAAAAGGUCCCAGUCGAGGACGUUGCGCGCGUCAGAAAUCGAAAGGGCAUCAGUAAAAGGUUUCCCUCUCUUGCUUGUUGGAAGACACGCGAGGUUGUGGAUUCGUGGUGGUAUCCCCGCGACGGGACCGUCGCCGAUCGGAUCUUGUUGAUGGGGAGGACCCUCGGGGAAAGCAUGAGAUGCGAAGUAACAGCCGCAGGAGAAGCGCGAUCAGCCCGCUGACACAGAAGAUCAAGGCUCCUCAACACCUGCUGCGACUGAAGGAGGACGAGGGCGAUGGGUGCGAGGAGGACGAAUGGAACGAUCGCUUCCGGCUGCCCAGUUUGCCGCGGCAGAAAUCGUGGAAGGACGACGAUGCCCCGUCCAACGGUAACAGCGCGGCAACGUCCGUUUCCUGGUCGCAGGAGGUGGAGAGCGUGGCGACUCGUAGACUGGAGCAGCAAUGGGCGACCGUGGAGAGGACCCUCUACGAGGAGGACGAUCAGCUGUUCCAAGAGUCCGCUUUGGACGAAUGUAUACAGUGGAGAUCGCAGAUACCGUACCUAAGGAUAGUCGGCAAGAAUCCGGCUGCAACGAGCGACUGUGAACAGCGGGAGGUUGGCUCGAGCGACAAAAAGACGAAGAGACGUGAUCCGCAAAACGAUGAACCAUUCGCCGAACGCAAUUUUUCGAUAAAGGAGGGAGAGGAUUCUGCGCAAUACAAACUGAACAAAGCGAAAUUCGAAGAUGUUCUCGACAUGAUGAUGGAGCAUGUAAUCUCGGAGUUUUUUCCUAACGAGAAGAGCGAUACAGAUUCCUUGCACGAUGACCUAAGUGACGCCCUGAGAAUAGCCCCCGCUCCCGUUCAUGGUAAUAGAAAUUCGUCAAGGAACUCAAAAGCGAAUUGGACGGAGGAAGCAAUCUCGCCGAAUUAUAUCGAGAACAAGUCUAUAAGCAUAAGAAACCGAUUGCUGGAUACCGAAAGCUCCCUUCAGAUAACAAAGAACGAUGCGAACCAUCAAGGAGUUCAGAAGACGAGGAAUUCAAUCUCCGCGAACAAACUGAAAAACUUUGAUGAUGCGGGAGAUGACGACGCUUUGAGGGCCAAGGAACGCUUGUGCACGCCACAUAUAGGCAGAAAUAAGCUUGGCACUAUUUUUAACGAGAGGAUCGUUGUAAGCCCCGUGCCUUUUACGGUGUCCACACGAGAAAGCUUCUCUACUUUAAAGACCGUCCCGAUUAAGUUUAUGUACGAGAAUUUGGAAAUCUCUUCCCGCCAAGGAUCAGCUGGCUACGUUGGCUUCCAAGGUUCCGCGAGAAGAUCGGGUGCAUUGAGGAAUCCAAAUAUUCAUUCCGCCUGGCAAGCUCCCGUCUCUCCUACUGUUUGGCCGAAAAAUAUUCGACUCGCUCCCAUAGACACUUCAAGGCUUCCUAGCAGCAGAAAUGGAUCAUUGGCACCGUCGCCUGCUGCCCUGCACUGCAACAGAAAACCCUUGAGCCCGAUAUCUCGAGCAACGAUGCCGAAAUCCGCCCACGCGACUCGCGAUCGUAGCGGCGAUUUUUUGGCGAUUCAAGGGAAGCACAUCGUUCCGGCGCAAUCGAGGAUCAGCUUGCUCUCGGCUGGCUGGGACUGCACUCCCAGAGUGGCCAAAGGCAAGAAGAAGAAAGUCCGAGCGACGGAGAGACUCUGAGAAAAAGCUUAACGCGACGAAAUCGGAAGAAGCGCUUUGAACACAGCUUGCAUGCGAGAAAUAUAUUUUUAACAAAUGUUCGAUAUGUGUAUGCUGCGUGUAAAGCCGAGGAGUACAAAAUGUUGCUUUGACGCGUUUCGGUUUCGCAUCAGGAUAACGCUUGAAGCACGAUGAAACGCUUUAAGAAGUAUAUACAUAUAUUUAUCGUGUAAAAUGUAUUUACGGAAGAUGAUCGUCGCACGCGUAUACGCGCGACGUUUUAUUUUAAAUACCGUUGUUCCGCAGAUAAUACUGUCUCUACCUCACCGCGCGUCCGUGUUGUUCAAGUGUUCUACACGCUUACCGCGAAUGGAUAUAUUUUUGUAUGCCGCACUAUUAUAAAUUUAUUGGAUGUGAAUAAAUAUAUAUAGCAAUGUUGUUGGAUAAAUGUAA
Molecule: messenger RNA, 2382 nt
Organism: Temnothorax curvispinosus
Lineage: Eukaryota; Metazoa; Arthropoda; Insecta; Hymenoptera; Formicidae
Exons: 6
Coding region: 460-1950 (496 amino acids)
Source: RefSeq, a predicted model, not a curated record